AUGCCGACGUCUCCAGCCCCGACGCGAUCCCUGAAGAAGUCGGCCUCGAGUCCGGCCCAUGCGUCGGCUGCGUCCCCCGCGGUGUCGCCCACGCGCUCGGCCAAGAAGAAGAAGCAGCAGCAGCAAAGCGGCCACAUCGACCAGCAGCUGCUCGUGCUCGAGCACGACGACGGCAAGCGCCACUCGCGCGAGCUCACGCUGUGUCUGAACGAGUACGCCAAGAAGAUCGAGGACCUGCAGGAGAAGAACCGCCGGCUGGAGGAGGAGCUCGCGUUCGAUGAUCACGUGGCGCGGGACGACCCGUUCUUCAACGAGCUGACGGCCGAGAAGCUGUCCAACCUGUACCUGCAGGGAAACAACUUCAUGAUCCGUCUGGAGCUCGAGCGCAAGGAGGUCGCCAGGCUGAACGCGCUCAUCCAGUCGCACGAGGCCAUCCUCGCCCAGCAGAAGACGAAGCUGUACGAACUCGCGGCGCUGGACCACAACCACGCCAUCAUGCUCGGCCGCGUGCGCAAAAUGGAGCACGACAUCGACCGCCGGCUCGUCAAGAUGAACGAGAAGCUCAACCGCAACCGCCAGCUGCGCGAGGUGAUCGACGCGCACCGAACGGAGCGCGCUCGCAUGGACGAUAUCUUCACCAAGAUCUCCACUGAGACGCUGUCGAAGCGGCAGAAGGUGGCGCGAGUGGGUGAGGAAGUGGAGAAGCUGCGACAGGAGAUCGAGGCCAUUGAGCAGGAGAUCGAAGACGUGCGCCAGGAAGGAGAAGAGUGGGAGAUGAAGUGCGAUCGACGGGCGGCCGUCCUGCUGCAAGAGCUCAAGGAGAUCGCACUGCAUCAGAAGGAUCCAGAGGAGCUUGUUGAUGUGGAGAAGUACAAGUUCUUGGGCGAAAACGACAUCAUGAAGAAUGUGUCGGAGGCGCAUGAAAGCGAGGUGCAGUCGCGUGCCAAGCGCAGCAAAUGGAAAAGCGGCCAGGCCAAGGUCACGUCGGAUACGAUGCUGACCAAGUAUCAAGAGAACCGCACGUAUAUCGAGAAGAUCCACGAAGUCUCGGGAACGAAGACCGUCUCGGAGAUGAUCGACGCCUUCAACAACCAAUAUCCUUUCCCUCGAGAUGCCCACGUGAACCAACUGGCUGAGGAGAUCGAAAACCACCGACAAGUUAGCACCAAGUUGCGCGAGGAGAUCGGGAAAUUGAAGCAGCGCAAAGACUCGGUCGACUUCCAGCGUAUGAACCGAGUUGAAGGUCUACGAUCGAAACUGCAGCACACAAAUGAGCUCAAGAGACUGAAAGAGGACGCAAACCGAGAGAUGCAGACGUUCCUGGAGGCGAUCAAGCCGGCGGUGCUGCUUUUCCACUCCCGAAUCGGGUGCUCAGACGUCCACAGCGAUGGUGGCAUGAAGCAGGUGCUUGGAGACAUCGAAGAGCAGAUCGUCUCAGUGCUGCAAGCCUACCAUGCCAAGGUCGAGUCCACCAAAAAGGAUGAUCCAAUUCCAACUAUCGCCGCCACCAAUCUGUCGCCCCAGCAAUCACCCUCGAAACGUAAGGCUUCCGUUGCCACACGAGUCCGACGCAGCAGUAAUGGAGCACGAGCUGUGGCAGAGCUCAUCAGCGGAGGCGAAUCCGCGCGCGCUGGGUCAGCAGCGUCUUCCUCAGCGAUGGGCAGUCCCAAAGCUACACAGCAAGGUUCCCAGCCCGCUGCUACCGCUGCUGAAGGUAUAAAGUCGCCCAACGCGAAAAACAUCAAGGCUAUGGUGUCAAAACAGCAGCCGUACCGAUACGCGGGUCUGCGACCACCCCACAUGUCCAUGGAGGAGCUACGCAAGAAGGACAACGUGGAAGAGGAGUACCCGCUUACGUACCAUGAGCUGAAGGUCAAAGUGUGGAAUAGCGACACAUCCCAGUAA
This is a messenger RNA of Phytophthora sojae, 1905 nucleotides long. RefSeq lists its product as hypothetical. The record is from RefSeq and is a predicted model, not a curated record. The transcript is spliced from 5 exons. The coding region runs from base 1 to 1905 and encodes 634 amino acids. NCBI's taxonomy places the organism in Eukaryota, Oomycota, Peronosporomycetes, Peronosporales, Peronosporaceae.